AUGUCGGAACAGGGAUUUUUGCUGGAUCACAGUGACUGGCCGGCAAGUUCGAUUGAAAUUUUUACAUUGACAAUCUCCAAGGUUACAACUCUGCAGGUGCCUGUGAAAUGAUAUUGAAACUUUUCUUGAAGUUUCAUCUUAAAUCGCGAACUUUGCCAAAUCGGUGCUUGAAAGGGAAUUCAGAAACAAAUGCUGUUUUACAAUUUCUGGCAAUCUGAUAAAUAUGGAGCGAAAUUCAAUAUUGUAUGACCAUAUGAAACCAGGUUGAAGCCAAAGUAUACUCAAGCAUUAGACUGCGAAAUGUGAAGAAAGUUCACUAGCAAUAAACACUGUUUAUUAAAGGUAUACAAAUGGUUAUACUAAGAGCAACAUUCGUAACACAGAUUGAUAGUAUCUUUGUUUUAUGUUGCUAAUUUUAUCCACAAUACAAAAAAAAUUGAAAUCCCGCGAAACUUUUUUUUCCAUUAACAUUUUGCGGUAACAAGAGACAAACCGAUAACCAAUCAACUAGAGAUUUCCAUUUUUCGUGUAAUCUAGUUUUGCUGGUUGAAUUCAAAGUCAAAACUUGCUGAGCGCGCAAUUAGGGUUUUUAAUCAAGAAAUGCAAAUAGAAUUGCUGAAAUAGAAUCUGAAAUAGAGGUGAAAAUCAUAUCGGCUUUUUCCUUUUAAUCAUGCUCGCACACAAAGCCUAAAAAUCCACCUGUAUAAAGAGCUUUAGGAACACAUCUCAUUGAUCAGACGAGCUAAACCACUUGACGGUAAUUCAUGAACUGCAUCCACGGAUUGUUCGACAAAUAAUCUUGUACUUUCCUGUUCUUUAUUACGUUCAUUUACAUAGGAAAUCCUUUCUAUAGGAAAUUGAGUACAAAGUAAAUCCACUUAACUAACAAUGUAUGCAUUUGUCCUUUAACAAACCUCUUUGCGCCUAGUCGUCAGAUUCGAUCGUGUUAAUUAAAAAACUGCGCAAAUUUAUAACCGGAUAAAGUUCUUUUUUUCGAAUCAAUAAUUAAACAUACAUUACUGUCUGAUAACCAACUAGCAAGGGCAUUAUGAACUUUUAAAGUGUUUUGCUACGUGCAAGCGGAAAGUCGCUCGUACAAGUGUGAAUCGUACAACUGCAAUAUUGAAGAGGUAAAAUAUUCACUGUACGCAGAGCUACACGGGACCACUUUCGACUAAUUAUGAAUAAUUCUGACUCACAUCAAAAUAAUUUCACAAGACUCGCCCAAUUGGUGAGAUAACGAGAUAAUUUUAGUCCUGCAGAAGAAAGUGCGCUUGAAAAGGUUGCAGCACUUCACGGCGGCUCUUCCAUAUACAUUCCGCGUUUUAAGAACCGCACUCCUUUAGGGAACCAGUGACAAAAACAACAAUUUAGACCUCCUUGGGCGAUUCUCGCGGAAAAUGCACGGGUUGAUAGACAUGAAUUGGCCGUUUUGAGAACUACCGAUGUCGCGAAAAAUCUGUACAGACUUGAAACUGGCGAAUAACAUAACGAAUUCCUAUUAAUAGAUAACAUUCGGCUAAUUCCAAUUCAUAUAGACUCAGAUGUGAGUUGGAACUUGCGAUAACAACUUUCUCAUUUUUUCCAGACCUGUACAUCUGCCACCUUUCCAUGGCUACGAUCUCACGGAAGGACCAAGCAUGGCUCCAAACAGGCUGGGAACGAAAUCAGGGGCGUUCUAGUCAGAUGAGAAAUUAUCGUAGUCCUGCACCAUCCCAGAAAGGAGCCAGUAAAAAUUCGAUUUUGCAAUGUAACAAAAUGUCAGUUAAAGCCAAACAAGUGGAUGACAAAGCAAGACAAAUACGCCUUAAAUAUGGAAAAAGUAACUUGGAGAGGGAGUUAAAUAAAAAGAAGGGCAUUGACAUGACUCCUUUUGUCACAAAAGUUCAAAUAAGAAAGACUCUUGAGCGAAACAAGGUGACAUCAGCGGGGAGGGCUGGGGCGAGAAUAGGAGUUAUCAUUGAGACACCCCGCAUGUCCGACGAUGAAACGAUUGGGGAAAAUAACAGUGCAUCUAGUUUGGAAACUGUUGGCGGAAACGAGAAAGGAGAACAAGACGCCAUGUUGUCUGAUGAUAUUAUUGUAAUGCAAGAAAAGGUAGAUAAGCAACAGGAUGAUUACGUUCAAAACCUCAUCAAAUGUUUGACUCGAAGAUUAAAGGAUCCUUUCGAGGCAUCCCGAACCCACAUUCCGCCGACUCGACCAAUAGCAGCUUAUGCCCGACCCACGAAGGGAGAAAUUGCUUUAAGCGUAAAGGGUCCUGUAAUUUUGGCACCCGUUUCAAAGGUUGUCAAGACAACGGGGGAAAGAGACAGUUUAGACAGGCCAAGCCGGUUUAACACGAGGUCACUGCCCGAGUUUGCAGGCUCAAGGACUGAGAGAGCCCACACUCGCCCAAUUUCAUCGGUCAGCGAUAGCGUUGUUGUGACGGGAAGGAAACUAAAUAAUUUUAAUCGAGCAUGGCUUGGAUGUGAACAUGCGCAGAACAACUCGUUUAACCCGAAGAAUCCUCUCUGUUCUUCAUGCAGAGCUGCGGGCGGCUCAAACUCGGAUACGAGGGCCACGUAUGAACGCGCCAAGAGUGCACUGCCUCGCGAGGGCAUUCGACAAAUUAAAAACGAUGGACGUCUUCCUCAGCUAGAUAUUCGGCAAACUCCCUCGCAAUCACUCAGAAAAGUCGAUAAGACUCACAGCGCGAGCCCUAAAAGAAACCAACGAGCUCGAAACGGAAUGAUAUCUCCCUUUGAACUUCAAGUACACCUUAAUGAAUUGACUUCUUAUGAUUACGGGUCACCAGUCCCUCCGCCUUCAAUGUCUAACUCGGACGAUGAGGAGGGCACUUCAUGA
This is a messenger RNA of Pocillopora meandrina, 2847 nucleotides long. The record is from the annotation of a GenBank genome assembly. Lineage: Eukaryota; Metazoa; Cnidaria; Anthozoa; Scleractinia; Pocilloporidae.